CUCAAGAGAAGUUUCAAAGAGUACUUCCGUUGAUUUCCAAACACGAGGAUCAGAAAAUGUAAAACACAACAAUAUUCCUAUCACACAACCAAAAGAAUGCCUAAUAAAAAGAAGAAAUUCAUAGAUAAGAAAAAUUCUGUGACCUUUCACCUUGUCCACAGAAGUCAGAGAGAUCCAUUGCAAGCAAGUGAAGAUGCCUCUUCCAGAGUCCUGUUGACUAAUGAUAAAGUAAGGAAAGAGAAACAGAUAGAAGACCAGGUCAAGUAUGGUAUUUUUUUUGAAGAUGAGUAUGACUACCUACAACAUUUGAAGGAUACAAAUGAAGGAUAUGAACUUGAACCUGUUGUUGAUAAAUUCAGACUCGCGUCAAAAGCUACUGAGUUUCAGCAGAAAGCAAGAAUACAGUUGCCAUCGUCUGUUUUCCCAACAGAAGUAGAAACUGAAGUAGGAUUAUUAAACAAGGCAGUACCUAUAACAGGUCCACAGCCUAACUGGGAUCCAGAUAUUGUUGAGGCAUUGGAUGAUGACUUUGAUUUGAAGGACCCAGACAAUAUUUUAGAAGAUGACUUUAUAUUGAAAGCUAAUGCCCCAGUUGAUGGAACAGAGUUUAAUGACCAGGACUCUGGAGAAGAUGAAGAGUUUGGAUCUAAUUUUGGUUCAGAUGAUUUCUCAGAUAACGAAGAUGGACACAUGUUUAUGGAUGAAGAAACAAAGACACAAUUUACUAAUUAUUCUAUAUCCUCCUCUGUCAUGAGAAGAAAUGAAGGCCUUACCCUUCUGGAUGAUCGAUUUGAAAAGUUAUAUGAGCAGUAUGAGGAUACAGAGAUUGGUGCUUUAGAUCAUGAAGACAUUGAUGGCUGUAAAGACAGUAAAGUAUUAGACUCCAUCCUAGAAGAGUUUGAAAAAGAACAGGAGGAAAAAAAAUUUACAGAGAUUGAGAAUUGUAAUAAUGAUGUUGAUGUAGAAUCAGGAGACGACUGUGAUAUUGUAGAAAUGAUCAUCCAAGCACCUAAAGAAAAAUGGGAUUGUGAAUCUAUUUUAAGUACAUAUUCAAAUUUAUACAAUCAUCCAAAGUUAAUUACAGAGCCACACACAAAAAAGAAGAUACAAUUAACAUCAAAAUUACAGAUUCCUAAAGAUUCAUUUGACAAGCCAGGAAUGACAAGAAAACAACUUGAAAAAGAAAUUCAUGAGAAUCAAAAAGCUGAUUGUGCAAGUACAUAUAGACCUAAAGAUGAAUCAAUAGAAGAAAAACGAUCCAGGAAACAAGCUGUCAAACAAGAAAGAAGGGAAAGAAGACAGGAAAAGAAACAGAAUAAAGAAAUGUUUAAAUCAGAGAUGAAAAGACAAGAAAAGGAAGUGUUAAAUGUUCAGAACAAUCUACAAGGCAUGAAAUUGUGAUUUAUGAAAACAUUGAUACUGACUUAUUGACAUGCUAUCAAAUUUGAAAAGUCAUGAAAAAAAACUACAUAGAAAGAGAUAAGCUUGUCAUAUGCUUGUGCUUUCCAUUUGAUUAGAGAGACGAAGAGAGAAAAAGUUAUAUGUAGUAUUCAUUACAGCUCUUCUAUAAAAGCAUGCAAAGCAAACCUUUGAUCAACUUGCUUGCUAUGUUUGCUUGGAUGUUUGCAAACAAUAGGUAGGCUGAGUUUUAGUCUGUUUUAUAUAUACUGGGAUUUGAUUGGACAAUAAAAAUUGACAUGCAAUGAAGUUAAUGUUUAUUGUCCAAUCAAAUUCCAUUAUAUAGUAAACAGACUGAAACAGACUACCUACCUUUUGUUUACAAACAUCCAAACAAACAUAGCAAGCAAAUUGAUCAAAGGUUUGCUUUGCAUGCUUUUAUAGAAGAGCUGUAAAUGUGAAAAAUAGUGAACUGGUAGCCCUGAGUUUUAAGAUGUUCAAUAGAGAAUGCUCACUGAAGAUAUUUUUGUUAAAAACUGCCCCCACUAUUUUAUGUAGUCAGUUUUGGACUGUCAGAACUGAUUUACAUAUUUUUGGAAGAUAUUAGUAUUUCUAACAUUGUCCAGAAUAAACAAACAUCCAAAGUAUAUAUUAUUUUAAAGAUCAUCAUAUCAUGAAAAGUUAUUUCACAUUCUUUGAUAAAGACUUAUGCAAAUUAUUUAUCAUGAAAAAAAUGCCAGUUUAAAGAAUGAAAAGAUGAUUUUUUUAUUCCCUUUUUGGGGUCUAGGUAAUUCCCUUGAUUUUUUGCUAUUUUAAUAGAGACUGUAAGAAAGUGGUAGUACUUGGUACAUGUGACAUCAGGCCUGCCGCAGCAUUACUCACAAUUCAGCUCUUAUUACCAAAUCGGUUUACAUUUGGUGUAAAGGGGUAUAACGUCAUUUGUAUUUUUUUCAGUGGCAAAAUUUAUAAAUUUUUUCAGUUAGGAAAUUGUGAUAAGAUUAGCAUUACACUAAUAAAUAUCAUAUAUCAAGAGGUAUAAAUUUUUAACUGUGUACAUUUUUUCCUUUUUGUAAUGUUAUGAAUUUUUUUAUAUUUGUUGCAAAAGGCACAUAAAUUGAUUUUUAGAUUUGCAGUUUGAAUUUAGACAUCAGCAAUCAUCAGUCAAAGAAAUACGUGACACAAUUUUUCUGAUAAAAAAAUGAUUUAGUAAAAAAAUAUUGUUUUAGACAAAUUGCUGAAUAUAAAGUCAUGUUAGACCAGCCUAGCAACCUUUGUGUCUUCUUGUAAUGAAAGGUAAAUAAAACAGUUGCUUUAACAGUGAAUGUGUGUACAUUUAUAAUUGAGGUAUUUUAAAAACAAACUUUAACCUUUGUUAUGCGAGAUAUUUUGUUACAUUGUGUUAUUCUUGUUGCUGUAUUUAUUAAUAAAAGAAAAUAUGGUUA
This is a messenger RNA of Mytilus californianus (California mussel), 2840 nucleotides long. RefSeq names its product protein LTV1 homolog. The transcript has 11 exons. Gene Ontology annotation, cellular component: cytosol; preribosome, small subunit precursor; nucleus. Gene Ontology annotation, biological process: ribosomal small subunit export from nucleus; ribosomal small subunit biogenesis. Bases 97 to 1401 code for a protein of 434 amino acids. The record is from RefSeq and is a predicted model, not a curated record. Lineage: Eukaryota; Metazoa; Mollusca; Bivalvia; Mytilida; Mytilidae.